This is a messenger RNA of Kuraishia capsulata CBS 1993, 1113 nucleotides long. RefSeq lists its product as uncharacterized. The coding region runs from base 1 to 1113 and encodes 370 amino acids. Lineage: Eukaryota; Fungi; Ascomycota; Pichiomycetes; Pichiales; Pichiaceae. The record is from RefSeq and is a predicted model, not a curated record. The transcript has a single exon.
AUGAGUUAUUCAAAAGGAUUCUCCCCUGUUGGGGCGAUUUUUGGCGGCUUUUUUGUGGUAUCUGCAUGCAUUGCUCUUGUGCAGAUGUUCUUACUGUUUUCCCCGGUCUCACCAAUGUCUUUGAACUCAAACACCGAGCUGGCUGAACUCAGGUUUCAAAAUUGGAAUCUAAGAUUUGACUCAAAGCCUGACUCUUUGAGUAUUGAAGAGACAAUCGAGUCCUUGAAUUCCACCAUUCCAAACGAUGACGAGAUAGACUACUAUGGGAUCCCCACAGAAGUUCCUUGGUCCAGGAGAAGGAUCGACAUAGCAAAUGACGUUUUGUUCAAUAAGCCCGUGGUUUUUACUGUGAAUGAAGCUUUGGUGAGACAAGUUCGUGAUCUGGAUGAGUUGUUGGGAAGCGACUUUGAAUGGGUGGGUGUUGGUAGAAAUGACGGUAGAGAAAGCAGUGAGUUCCAGGCCGUUUUCUACAACACAAAAAAGGUCAAAGUUUUAUCUUGGGAUACUUUCUGGCUAUCUUACACUCCAUUUGAACCCUCCAAGUUUCCGGGUGCUGGUUCCUAUAGAUCAGCCACUGCCGUGAGGUUGAGGACUGUUGAUGGCUUGAAGUUCACCAUAUUGAAUGCCCAUCUAGAUGAUCAGAGUGAGGAGCAGAGGCGUUUAGGUGGAUCACUUCUCAGAUAUCGUGGGGCUUUUGAAUUUGAACAACAGGCUGGUCCGGUAUUCCUAUUGGGUGAUUUCAACUCGCAAUCGUCCGGUCGUUCUUGCGGAGCCUACAAUCUGGUUACUGGAAAUGAAGACUAUGUUGAGAUGAACAGCGAGUUCGUUGACAAAUACAAAAGUUCGAUUUACAAGUCGUUUACUUUUGAUGACAUCAUGGCAGCUACUCCGGUGGAAAGUAGACUGGGUCACCACGCCACGUUCACCAGCUUCAGAGCUUUGGGUAUCACGAGGGCCUUCAGCAGAAUUGACUUCCAGUUUGGCGGCAAUGCCCAUAAUGGCGAAAAGAAGUGGACAGCAAUAAGAUACAAGGUAGGCGAGAUGUGGUACGAUGACAGAUACCAUUUGUCGGACCACAGACCGGUGAUAACGGAUGUGGUGAUCGAAAAUUAG